GUUAAACGCCAUAAGCUGACUUAAACAACGAUGCUUUGUGAUCUGCUUUUACUUUUCAGUCUUUUCAAUUUCAGCAGUGGGUUUUUAAUACCAGAACUGCAAAAUGUUCACUUGUACGUCAGUCCUACUGGCUCUGAUUUAAACGUCGGAACUGAUGCCUCUAUUCCAAUGAGGACUCUUCAUAGAGCUAUACAACGUAUAUCAGAACCAGAUAUACAGAACAAAAAUAUUUGGAUAGAGUUGAUGGAGGGAUACCAUGAUCUUAAUUCAACGCUUGUCAUCAAUCAUCGCAAUGAUUACAGACGCAUUACUAUACGAGCAUAUCAGAACCAGAAAGUUCACGUAACUGGAGGAAAACGAAUUCCAUCAAAUCAUUUCACCAAAGUAACAGAUCCUUCUAUUUUACAACGAUUGACACCAGAGGCACAAACACAUGUAUUGCAAACUAAACUAUCAGACACCGGUAUAACAGACCUAGGACAGAUAGUACCAUAUGGAAAAUACAUACUGCGACAGGCUCCUUUAGAAAUAUUUGAGAAUGGGUUUCCUUUAACUCUUUCCAGAUGGCCAAACUACGGCUUUAAAAAUAUAACAAACGUGCCAUCAGGACAGAGAUACAGUACAGUGUUCGAGUAUGACAGCGACAGACCAAAGAAAUGGGCCAAUCAGUCGGAUAUCUGGGUAUAUGGCUACUGGUACCAAAGCUGGGCAGAUAAAGCUGUCCCUGUCAAAACAAUAGAUGCUCAACAUAAAACAAUUUCACUGGCGCAACCAACACAUUUCGGAUUGCGAGCAGGACAAACGCACCCUGGUGGAGGAUAUUUCAGAUUUAUCAACAUUUUAGAUGAAAUUGAUGAACCAGUAAGUGGUGAAUAUUUUAUUGACAGAAUAACAGGAAUGUUGUAUUUAUGGCCGGCAUUUUCUAAAGGACUCUACACUAGUAACGAUGUGAUAUAUGGUUCAAUGAUAAAUACUUGUAUACAGCUAACCAGAUACACAUCAAAUGUUGUGUUUGAGAAUUUCAUUUUGGAAGCAUGCCGGCACUUUGGUAUCCAGGCACAAGAUUCUUCAAAUAUAACGAUUCAAAGUAUGGAAAUAAGGAAUACAGGAUCGUAUAAUGUGUACUGCAGAAAGGAUUGUAGAAAUUUUGUCAUAUCAAAGAGUUACUUACAUGACGGUGACGGCGGUGUAACAUUGCAAGGUGGUGAUAGACCAACUCUGACGUCCUCAAACAAUUUCAUAAUUGACAGCGAAAUAUCCUUUUUUAGUCGGGUGACUUCGUCAGAUGCCAAUGCUAUAACACUAGAUGGCGUUGGUGGUCACAUUGAACAUAAUAUAAUAUAUAGAGGACAAUAUACUGCAAUAAGAUGGACGGGAAAUGACCAUAGCAUUCAAUAUAACAAUGUUUUUGAAAACUGUAUGAAUUCGAGUGACUGUGGAGCGAUACACUCUGGAAAAGAUUGGGCGGCUCGAGGUACAGUUAUUCGGUUCAACCACAUUCAUCACAAUCUACAAUAUUACUACGGAGCUGAUGUCCGAGGGGUGAUGUUAGAUGACCAAUAUUCCAGCGUACUGGUGGAGAAAAACGUGUUCUAUAAUAAUGCUGGACAUUUGAAUAUUGGUGGAGGACGCGACAAUAUAGUACGUGAUAACAUCUUCUUCAAUUCAACCAAGUUCUCCAUUCAAGUUGAUGGCAGAGGUUCUUCUCAUAGAAAUGACAGAUCUCUAAUGAACAUCCUUAACAAACUACCAUAUAAGAACAAACUAUGGACGUCGAAGUACCCCAAGCUUGUAAACAUUCUAAAUGAGAAUCCUGAGGAACCACGAGGUAACCAAAUAUAUAAGAAUAUCUUUUAUAAUUCCGGAAAGCAAUACACAGUGAAGUGGGAUCCACACAAACCUGCAUGGUUUGAUGUCCAUUCCAAUAUAAUAUCAAAUUCUACAAACGAUUUUAACUUUCCUAAACUACCAUAUGCAGAUUUCCGGACUCGUUGUGCACUGACAACAUUUGUUAAAAGUAAUCAUCUAACUACACCACUACUUCCGGGUCAGACUGGGCCUCGUUAUCAUGUAGGACCGCCAUUUGUCACACCGAGACCAGCAUGGUUACUUGGUGGAUCACAUGGAAAUCAACCCUCGCUUCAAGGAUGUUAAUAUGUAGUGAGAACAAAUAAAUUUAAUUAGAUUUGA
Mytilus trossulus (common blue mussel) is the source of this 2190-nucleotide messenger RNA. RefSeq lists its product as uncharacterized. Lineage: Eukaryota; Metazoa; Mollusca; Bivalvia; Mytilida; Mytilidae. The transcript is spliced from 19 exons. The record is from RefSeq and is a predicted model, not a curated record. The coding region runs from base 31 to 2154 and encodes 707 amino acids.